Rhodotorula graminis WP1 is the source of this 11208-nucleotide messenger RNA. RefSeq lists its product as uncharacterized. Gene Ontology annotation, molecular function: ubiquitin-protein transferase activity; protein binding. Lineage: Eukaryota; Fungi; Basidiomycota; Microbotryomycetes; Sporidiobolales; Sporidiobolaceae. The record is from RefSeq and is a predicted model, not a curated record. The transcript has 25 exons. Gene Ontology annotation, biological process: proteasome-mediated ubiquitin-dependent protein catabolic process; positive regulation of protein catabolic process; protein polyubiquitination. Bases 1 to 11208 code for a protein of 3735 amino acids.
AUGGCGCGCCUCAAGCGCCAGCCCAAGCGCGGCGGGUCGGCCCACCCCGGCAUCGCCGCCUUCAUCGCCCAGGUCCAAGCCGUCCCUCAGCACGAGCUGCCCGCGCUCCUCGAGCCCCUCGUCGCCGCCGGGUGGACCUGGCCCCGCACCGACCUGCAGCACUGGAUCCACCCGCUGAACCGGUUCGACGACAUCCUCGAGCAAGUCAUCAGCGACUACGACCUCGCCACGAUGGAGCACGGCCAGACCAACACGUUCACGCCGCGCACCAAGGAGCUCUUGCUCGCCGUCCUCUGCUUCGAGAAGCUCCUCCUCGAGAACUCGACCAACCGCAAGAUCUUUAACGGGUUCGACCGCCUCAACGACCUCCUCCACACGACCGACCUCGACGUCCUCCUCGCCACCCUCCGCCUCGCGCUCCGCCCCGCCCAGCAGUACUCGAGCUUCAACUCGUCCCUGUCGAGCAUCCCCUACAUCGAGCGCCGCCUCCUCAGCCUCGCCCAGCCCUGGGGCACGCGCGAGCACGGCAUCGAGAUGGUCGACCUCGCGUCCGACGAGGGCCUUGAGGUCCCGCUCGAGCUCCUCGAGCCCGAGUGGCAGUUCUACCGCAAGGCCGACAAGGCGGCGGCGCCCUCGGCGCCGAGUGCGCCUCCCGCGCCCUCGGUCCUGUCGACGCCGGGGCCCCCGCACGAGGGCCUCACGUCGGUCCACCUGCCCAACUUUCGCGCGGCGCCCGAGACGAGCGUCAUCGACUCGCUCGUCGACCUGUCGUCGGCGCACGACGUCCCCGAGGGCGACCGCCUCGACCUCCUCCAGAAGCUGCGCAUCACCCAGGCCCUCGCCGCACCCGACGCGGCGACGCGCCAGGAGCUCCUCGCCGUGCGACUCCUCGCGCUCGCCGUCUACUCGCACGCCCAGCCGGAGCACAACGCCCAGCUCAAGGUGUUCCUGUUCGAGCCCGAGCUCAUCUCCCAGCUCGCCGAGCUCAUCCACCCGGAGCGCGACGUCCCGAUGGAGGUCAAGAGCGCGGCCCUGUACGCGCUCGAGGCGUUCGCGCGGUACAAGGGCAAGACGGCCGAGGUCGCGAGCGCCCUGAACGCGAGCGUCAGCCACGGCGUCCUCAUGGAGGCGGUGCGCAAGAUGUCGGCAGACCUCGACUCGGACACGCCCGAAUCCUCGCCCGAGUUCGUCGACGCCCUGUUCAACCUCCUCACCUACAUCAACAUGCACCAGGCCGUCGGCAACAUGGUCAUCGGCGCCGGCCUCGUCAGCAUCCUGCUCGACUUUGUCAAGAACUCGCGCGACGGUGCGCUCCAGCUCACGGCGGCCAACAAGGCCGUCGUCCUCCUCGACGGCUUCCUGUACGGCUACACGACGGCGUUCACGGCCUACAUGAGCGCCGGCGGCCUCGGCGACUUCAUCGAGCGCAUCAAGUACGAGGUCACGUCGGCGAUCGAGCAGAAGAGCGACGAGGCGGCCAAGCUCGAGUGGACCGUCAAGGAGAACACGAUGGGCCUCCUGUCGUUCCAGCGGGCGUCGAUGCUCAAAAACAUCCUGCGCGCGAUGCAGCGCCUCAUGACGACGGCCGGCACGACCGAGGGCCUGCGCAACUUGAUCGACACGCCGCUCCUCGCCGCCGUCAAGCAGGUCAUCGAGCACCGCCUCAUCUUUGGCCCUCAAGUGUUCGCGAUCGUGACCAACAUCGCCGCAACGUUCGUGCACAACGAGCCAACGUCGCUCGCGACGCUCCAGGAGGCCAAGGUCCCCGACGCGUUCUACGACUCGCUCGCGCAGGGCGGCGGCAUCCCGGCGUCCAACGACGUCCUCCAGGCCAUCCCGAACGCGAUCGGCGCCUUCUGCCUCAACCAGGCCGGCCUCGCCCAGUUCGCCGAGCGCGACCUCGUCCCGACCUACUUCCGCAUCUUCACGUCCCCCAGCCACUUCGAGCUCCUGCGCGACCGCGACUCGGCCGUCGUCAUCGGUACCGCCAUCGACGAGCUCGUGCGGCACCACCCGACGCUGCGCGACGAGGUCAUGAAGGCGAUGAUGCAGGUCUUCGAGGACAUCAAGGCCUGGGGCGCCAAGUUCGUCCCGCCCGAGGGCGAGCAGGGCUACACGCUCCUCCCGGCGGCGGCGGCGGCGGCGGCGGCGGCAGCUCCCGGCGUCGACGAGGGCAAGGGCAAGCAGAGGGAGACGGAGCCGGACGCGGCGGCAGCGAGUGCCUCGGACAAGGACAAGAAGAAGGAGGACGAGUUCAAGGACAACGAGGUGACCAACGCCAUCGACGUCUAUGGCCGGUUUCUCGAGGGCCUGUUCCAGAACCUCGGCCACACGACCGACUUCCUCGGCAACUCGACGCGCGCGUUCGACCUCAUCCUCGACCUCCUCGAGCUGCCGUGCUGCCCGGCCAUCAUGCUCAAGAACAGCGGGUACAGCUCGGUCGUCGCAAUCUUCCGCAUCGCGUCCGAGAUCAAGGCGCCCGAGGCGCUCGCCGCCAUCCUCAAGCGCACCGACAAGUGGCUCGACGAGACGCGCUGGUUCUGGGACACGCCGUCCGAGGGCGUCGCGCGCGAGUCGACGCUCGGCGUCAUGGUCAACCCGUCGCCCGACGACCUCGCCGCGCAGCAGGCGCGGUUCCGCGCCCUCACGACCCUCCUCACGCACAUCUCGCUCCUGUCGGACGUGUACAUCAACCUCACGUACGUCCAUGGCAAGGCGGCGACCGCCAUCCUGAGCGUCUUUGCCCCGCCGGCGCCCGUCGUCCAGCAGGAGCUCCUCGAGCGCAUCGGCCGCGUGUACCGCGCGUGCCAGUGGGAAAACGUCACGAUCCGCCCGACGACGUUCUGGACGGGCGAGGCGAGCAAGAGCGCGACCGACGAGGUCGUCAAGGCGGCCGACGCCCAGGGCGAGGCGCCGACGCCGGCCGUCGCCGCAGCGCGCGAGCACCAGCUCGAGCAGGCGGCCGACAAGGCGGCUGUCGACGCCAUCUCGACGCCGGCGACGCCCGACUCGCCCAACAUCAAGCUCGUGCAAGACGUUAUCCAGUCGUUCACCAAGUCGACGACGCCGCUCAUCCAGUCGAUCGUGAAGCUCCUCGUGCACCGCCGCAGCUCGGACGCCGCCCACCGCAAGGUCGCUCGCGUCGUCGGCAGCAAGCUCGCGCGCUUCCUGCGCGACAGCUGCGUGUGGCCCGACGCCAAGGACCUGUCGGCCAACCUCGCCUACUCGGCGCAGAGCUUCGUCUUCCUCACCAAGAUCCUGUUCGACGAGCGGCCCAACUACAUCGGCCUCCAGACGUACCUCCUGCGCGCGUUCGUCGCGUGCGGCGGUCUCGACGCCUACCUCGGCCUGUUCACCAAGCUCCAGGCCGUCGCGACCGACUACUUUGCGUCGUCCGAGGACGCCAACGCGGCGUCGCCGAUGAUCAUCCCGGUCUUUGGCGGCCUCAAGACGGCGCUCGAGCUCCUCAGCAAGCUCACGUCGCAGAAGACGCUCCUCGAGGCGCCCCAGACGGCGCUCCUCGUCACGCGCGAGAAGGACCCGGCCAACGCCGACUUCUUCAACGCGCACGAGUUCCUCGUCCGCCUCCGGGCCGCCGUCCUCCCGACGCUGCGCGAGGCGUGGAACCAGCCCUGGCUCCGCAAGUGCCCGCAGCCCGUCGUUCGCAGCCUCGUCGCGACCCUCAUCAACGUGAUCAAGGCCGAGGGCGAGGUGUCGACCGAGCCGCCGGCUCGCGCCGAGGCGGGACCCGGCGCCCCCGCCGGCACGCCGCCCGCCGCUCCCGCCCUCGACGAGACGCGCGUGUCGCAGCUCAUGGACAUGGGCUUCCCGCGCGGCGCGUGCGAGACGGCCCUGCGUCGGUGCCGCAACAACGUCGCGCUCGCGACCGAGUACCUGCUCCAGCACCCGGACCUCGUCGGCGCCGCUCGCGACGAGGAGGCUCGCCAGCCAGCAGACGCCGCACCGGCGCCCGCCGCCGAUGCUGCCGCCGUCGCCGACGAUGGUCCUGCGCAAGCCGACGCGCCGGCACCGGCCGCUCCCGCAGAGGAGGCGCCGGCGGCCCCAGUCGACGGCGCGCCCGCCGGCGAGGAACCUGCGCCGCCUCAAGCAGACGUCGAGAUGAACGAGGCCGCAACGGCCGCUCCUGAAGAGCCAGUCGCUGCCGCCGAGCCCGAGGAGCUCGCCGUCGCGCCCAUCGACGACGUCCGCAAGGAGCUCGACGCGACCCGCAAGGAGCUCAAGCCCGACUUCAUGGCUCGCGCCCUCGAGCUCGCCGAGGACUAUGGCGACCUCGUCUUCGACAUCAAGUCGAUCUUCGGCCUGCUCAACCCUCGCGAGGACGGCGACAGCUCGACGGCGCCGCUCAAGUCUGUCCUCGCCGACCUCGCGACCCGCCUCGAGGCGCCCGGCGACGCCAAGACCGAGGCCGCGGCGGCAGCUCGCCUUCGUCUCGUCGCCCUCGUCUCGACCGACCCGGCCUACCGCGAGAGCAUCGAGCCGCACCGCGAGGAGAUCAUGUCGGCCGUCAUCAAGUGCCAGCAGCUCUACUCGCAGCAGUCGCCGGCCAAGGACGCCCGCCCCAAGUGGCUCGCGCCCCUCAUGCUCGUCGCCGACUCGCUCGUCUCGAUCCAGGACGUGCCCAAGCCGACGACCAUCCUCCCCGACGGCGAGGACGUGCCCGUCGUCGAGCUCGUCGCGCAGGGUCCGGCGUGGGACACCGAGCGGCGUGCCCUGUUCAACCUCGCCAUGGACGUCCUCGACAAGGGCGUGUCGACGCGCGAGAUGUUCAUCUCGAUGGCGCGCCUGCUCCUCGUCCUCACGCGCGACCACGAGCUCGCGAGCGAGUUCGUCCGCCGCGACGGCCUCAAGACGCUCUUCGCCGCGUUCGCCACCGACUCGCCCGAGACCAAGGGCUGUCACUCGUACGCCGUCAUGAUCCUGCGUCACAUCGUCGAGGACAAGGCCAUCCUGCGGCCCAUGAUCGAGCGCGAGAUCGAGAUCUGGUUCGGCAACAGCCGCUCCAAGCUUGCCGACAUCACCGGCUUCAUCCGCGGCGCGAGUUCCGCCGCGUUCCGCGACGUCGAGACGUUCCUCGAGGCCGCCAAGUCGACGAUCAAGCUCGUGCAGGCCGACGCGCCGCACCACUACCACGUCACGCUCAUCAAGGACCCGGCCGCGUCGCGCAAGGCUCACGGCGACGCGGCCAUGGGCGACGCCGCCGCGCCGAGCAAGGUCGCGCCGCCGCACAAGGCCAUCACGCCUGCGCCCGUCGUCACCGAGUCGACGGUCCACUUCCUCAUGCAGCAGGUGCUCGACACGGCCAAGGCGGCGCUCGCGCCCAUCCCUGUCCCGACCGCCUCGGCCACGCCCAGCGGAGCCUCGACUGCUGCCGAGCCACCCGCCGCCUCGACCGCCGACGCCGCGAGCGGGAGCCCGGCACCCGUCGACGUCGCGACCAAGAAGGACGGCAAGGACGCGCACAUCCCGGCCGACGUGCCGCUCGGCGACUUUUUCCAGUCGGCGUUCUCGCUCGCGUGCCUCGCCGAGCUCGUCGCGUCGUACAACCCGUGCAAGUCGGCGUUCCUCACGUUCUCGACGCGCAAGGGCGGCAGCAAGGAGGCGGUCGCGGCGCGGUCCCGGUCGUCGUUCCUGUACUUCCUCCUCAACGACCUCGUCCCCUCGUCGACGCUCGUCCCGUCGCUCGAUUUCGACUCGAAGCGGGCGUCGUCGAUGUGGGGCUGGGCGUCGCUCGUCGUCGUCGGGCUGUGCUACGACGCGACGGCCGCGUCGCUCGGCACGUCGGCCGCCGACAAGGACUCGGUCGCCGACAUCACGAGCGUGCGCAAGGCCGUCCUCGACGCCGUCGCGCGCGCGUACCGCGACGCCAUGGCGUCCAACGAGCCGACCGAGACGCGGUACACGCGCCUCGCGUGCCUGUCGGACCUGUGCCACCGCCUCUUGACGGCUCGCCCGUUCCCGCACGUCGGCCGCCCGCACUCGGAGACGUCGAUGCAGCUCGCCAAGCUCAUGCUCGAGAAGAACUUUGCCGUCAUCCUCACCAACGCGCUCGCCGAGGUUGACCUCAACUUCCCGCACGUCAACUCGCUCAUCAACGCCAUCCUGCGCCCUCUCGAGAACCUCACCAAGGUCGUCACCAAGCUCGGCCGCGCCAAGGGCGCCACCGGUGCCGGCGGGCGCAAGCGCCCCGUCGACGACGACGCGUCGAGCGAUGCGUCGUCCGUGAGCGAGUCGGGCGACAGCGCCGACGACGCGUCCGAGGCGGCUGCCGAGCAGGACCAAGCCGCCGCCGACCUGUACCGCAACUCGGCGCUCGGCAUGUACGAGGGCGAGCUCGAGACGGGCCACGGCGGUCACGGCGCCGGCGACGAGUUCAUGAGCGAGGACGAGGAGGACUUUGACGACGACGACGAGAUGAUGGACGACAUGGAGGACGGCUUCGGCUCUGGGAGCGACAUCUCGGACGCCUCAGACCUCGACGACGACGACGACGACGAUGGCAACCUCGACGACGCCGACAUGCAGGAGAUGGACGACGACCACGGCGACGACGGCGACCUGUCGACCGACGACUCGCAGGCCGACCAGCUCGAGGCCGGCGACGUCGAGGAGGAGAUCUCGAUCGACGGCGCGUCCGACGCCGACGAAGAAGAGCUCCUCGAGGCGUUCGACGAGGCGUUCGAGGACGAGUUCGACGGCGAGGAGGAGGAGUGGGUCGACGAGGACGAGGACGCGCUCGCGCUCGACGGCGGUGCGGGCGCAGCCGAGGGCGACGAGAUGGUGUUCGAGGGCGAGGACGUCGAGGAGAUGGACGACGAGGCCAACGUCGACGGCGGCGGCGACAGCGACGGCGGCUUCACCGACGAGGAGGACGCGUACGGCUGGGACCCGGUCACCGGCGGCGAGGGCGGCUCGAACCGCCGCAACCGCCACAUGGCCGAGGAGAUGAUGGCGCUCGGCGACGCCGGCAUGUUCGACCGCCCGCGCAACACGAGCACGGCGGCGCCGCACCCGUUGCUCGUCGAGGGCCCGCCUCCCGACGCUCGCCUCGAAACGGCCGCACGUCGUCCUCGCGGCAACAACGCCACCUCGCGCGACUCGCCGGCGUACCAAGAGUGGGUGCGCUCGGUCGAGCAGAUGCUCGGGCCCGGCGGCGUCAACACGCUGCAGGAGCUCCAGCCCGGCCCCGACGGCGGCAUGGCCGUCGUCAUCGACCCGACGCCGGGCCUGCGCGCCGCCGCUCAGCAGCCGCCGCCGCACGCCCACCACGACUCGUCGGCCCGUCACGGCGCGAGCGCGCCCACGUCUCGCUCGGUCGCUCGCCAGCUCUCGGACCGCAUCAACGCCGCCUCGGCGUUCCUGCCCGUCCAGACCAACCAGCGGUGGCAAGAAGAAGGCCGCAUCCUCCAGGGCUGUGUCCUCGUCGCCGAGCGCGUCGCUCGCCUCACCAACCACGUCAUCAACGUCCUGCACGGGCCGGCGCGCGAGGAGGCCAAGGCCGAGCGCAAGAAGACCGACGAGCGCCGCAAGAAGCAGGAGGACGAGGCGCGCAAGGCCGAGGAGGCCGCCAAGAAGGAGAAGGAGGAGAACGAGCAGAAGGAGGCCGAGCGCUCGAGGGCCGAGGAGGAGGAGCGGCAGGCGGUCGAGCCGGCGCCCCAGCUCGAGCCCGAGCAGCAGGAGGCCUCGAUGGAGGUCGACUCGACUGCCGGCGACGACGUGCCGGACGACGUCGCCGAGGUCAUGAACCUCGCCCGCUCGCUCGCGGCCGGCCUCGCCGUCCCUUCCACCUCGGGCUCGACGCCGGUUCGUCAGCCGACGCCCUCGUCGAGCGCUCCCGCUCCCGCACCUGCACCAGCCGCCGCGCCGGCCGCCACGACGAGUGCGGGCGACGUCGCUAUGGACGCAGAGCCGAGCGGCUCGGGUGACGCCGCCGCCGCCGCCGAGUCGCCCGAGCGCGUCACGGUCCUCGUCCACGGCGAGGAGGUCGACAUCACCGACACGGGCAUCGACCGCGAGUUCCUCGAGGCGCUCCCGGACGACAUGCGCGACGAGGUCAUCCGCCAGCACCUGCGCGAGUCGCGCAUCCGCUCGAUGGGCCCGCCGCCCGCCGUCCCCGAGCACAUCAACGCCGAGUUCCUCGACGCCCUCCCGCUCGACCUGCGCAUGGAGGUCCUUCGCCAAGAAGCCGCCGAGCAGCGCCGCCAGCAGCAGGCCGCCGCGCCCGCCGCCGCCGCCGCCGCCGGUCAGCCGCAGCCGCCCGCCAACGAGGACGCCGCGCCCGCCGCCGACAUGGACCCGGGCUCGUUUCUCGCCACGCUCGACCCGGCGCUGCGCUCUGCCGUCCUCUCGGCUGAAGAGGGCGGCCUCGGCAUGGGCGGCGGGCUCGCAGGGGGCCUUCUCGGCAACGCCGGCGCGCUCCUCGGCGCUCGCGCACCUCGAGGCGCCCCGGCCGCCGGUCGUCGCGCAGGAGCCGGUGCGGCUGGAGCCGCUCGCGGCGCCGCGGCGCCAGCCGAGGCCGGCGCGUCGGGCUCGGGCGCGGCCAAGAAGGCGACGCCGCCGCGCGAGGUCAUCCAGCUCCUCGACAAGUCGGGCCUGGCGACGCUCGUCCGCCUCCUGUUCUUCCCUCAGCCGCUCCGCAAGAACGCGCUGCAGAAGGUCCUCGUCAACCUGUGCGAGAACGCUCGCACGCGCGUCGAGCUCAUCAACCUCCUCCUCACCAUCCUUCACGACGGCACGCGCGACGUCUCGGCGGUCGACAAGAGCUUCUCGCAAAUGUCGCUGCGCGCAAGCCGCGCCGUCGUGCCCAAGGACACGCCCAAGCGCAAGGUGCCCGACACGCCCGGCGCCGCGCUCCCGCACUUCCCCGGCGAGAGCGUGCCGAACCUCAUCGCGCAGCGCUGCCUCGAGGCGCUCCUGUCGCUCGUUAGCGGCAACGACCAGGCGCCCCUCUUCUUCCUCACCGAGCAGGAGGUCCAGGUCAACAAGCGCGGCGCCAAGAAGGGCAAGGGCAAGGAGAAGGCUCAGCCCUCGACGACGUACCCGAUCAUCGUCCUGCUCAGCCUCCUCGAGCGCCCCGCCAUGCUCAAGACGGCCGGCAUGAUGGACGCCGUCACGGCCCUCCUGACGCACAUCACGCGCGCCCUCACGGUCAUCCCCAAGCCGCCCGUCGUCGCCCCCGCCACCUCGCCUGCGUCAGCUCCUCCGAGCGCAGACGCUGCCGGCGCCGCCCCUGUCGCCGUCUCGGACGCCGCAUCGACCGCCGCCGAGGCCGUCACGGGCGAGAUCGAGCGCAAGGACGAGGGCAAGGACGCCGAGGCCAAGGAGACGAGCGGCAAGCCCGAAGCCGUCCUCGUCAGCUCGCCGCCGCAGAUCCCUGCCGCAAGCCUGCGCCUCGUCGUCAACGUGCUCGACGCCGGCGAGUGCUCGAGCCGCACCUUCUCGUCGACGCUCGGCAUCAUCCAGCACCUGUCGCACCUCAACGGCGGCCGCGAGACGAUCCUCGACGAGCUCAAGAGUCGCGCCGAGAAGAUCUCGAACGAGAUCACGCCCGACCUCGUCGAGUUGUCGGACAAGAUCGCCCAGGACGAGCCCGUCUCGAGCGCCAUGUUGGGCAAGCUCACGCCCGCCUCGUCGAGCCAGGCCAAGCUCCUGCGCAUCCUCAAAACGAUCGACUUUUUCGGCACGCCCAAGAAGACGGCGACGCAGGCCUCGGGCGUGCCGGCGUCCAAGACGCUCUCGCCCGAGGAGGAGCAGGUCAAGGCCAUCUACUCGUCGCUCGCCGUCUCGGACCUGUGGAAGCGCCUCGGCGACACGCUCGGCGGCAUCGAGGCCAAGCCCGACCUGCUGUACCUGUCGACCGUCCUCCUGCCCCUCAUCGAGUCGCUCCUCGUCGUCAACAAGUUCACCGACGCGACCUCGACCGAGUUCAUCGAGUUCACAACGGCGCACAGCAAGAUUCUCAACACGAUGGUCCGCAACAACCCGUCGCUCAUGUCGGGCUCGUUCGCCGUCCUCGUGCGCAACUCGAGCAUGCUCGACUUUGAGAACAAGCGCUCGUUCUUCUUCUCGCGUCUGCACGACCGCGCCCAAAGGACCAAGGCGCACUACCCGGCCGUCAACCUCAAUAUUCGUCGGGCCCACGUCUUCGAGGACUCGUUCUCCGUCUUCCAGCGCAAGUCGGGCGAGGACAUCAAGUACGGCAAGCUCAACGUCAAGUUCUACGGCGAGGAGGGCGUCGACGCGGGCGGUGUCACGAGGGAAUGGUUUGGCGCUCUCGCACGUCGCAUGUUCAACCCGGACUAUGCGCUCUUCCAGCCGCAAGCUGCCGACUCGCUCACGUACCAGCCGAACAAGUCGUCGGCCAUCAACGAGUACCACCUGCACUACUUCCGGUUCGUCGGGCGCAUCAUCGGCAAGGCGAUCCACGAUCAGCGCAUCCUCGAGGCCUACUUCUCUCGCUCCGUCUACAAGCACAUGCUCGGCAAGCCCAUCGACCACCGCGACCUCGAGUCGAUCGACCCCGAGUACUACAAGUCGCUUGUGUGGAUGCUCGAGAACGACAUUGACGGCGUCCUCGACCUCACGUUCUCGACCGAGCGCGACGAGUUUGGCGUCGUCGAGACGAUCGACCUCGUGCCGAACGGCCGCAACGUCGCCGUCACGAACGAGAACAAGGCCGACUACGUGCGCCGCAUCGCCGACCAGCGCCUCUCGAUCGAGAUCAAGGACCAGAUGAAGGCCAUGCUCGAGGGCCUGUACGAGAUCGUCCCCAAGGAGCUCUUGCAGAUCUUUUCCGAGCGCGAGGUCGAGCUCCUCAUCAGCGGCCUCCCCGACGUCGACGUUGACGACUGGAGGGCUCACUGCGACCUCGUCGGCUACUCGCCCUCGGACCCGGUCAUCGGGUACCUGUGGCGCAGCAUCCGCAGCUUCUCGCAGGAGGAGCGAGCCAAGCUCCUCCAGUUCGUCACUGGCUCGAGUCGGGUGCCGCUCGAAGGCUUCAAGGCGCUCCAGGGCAUGCACGGCGUCACACGCUUCAACAUUCACAAAGCCGGGGCGAAUGACAGUCUGCCUUCCGCCCACACGUGCUUCAACCAGCUCGACUUGCCCUCGGGCUACGAGAGCUACGAGCAGUUCCGCCAGAAGCUCUUGCUCGCCAUCACCGAGGGCGGACAAGGGUUCGGGUUCGCGUGA